Molecule: messenger RNA, 1413 nt
Organism: Cryptococcus wingfieldii CBS 7118
Lineage: Eukaryota; Fungi; Basidiomycota; Tremellomycetes; Tremellales; Cryptococcaceae
Exons: 4
Coding region: 1-1413 (470 amino acids)
Biological process (GO): amino acid transmembrane transport
Cellular component (GO): vacuolar membrane
Molecular function (GO): amino acid transmembrane transporter activity
Source: RefSeq, a predicted model, not a curated record
AUGGCCUCUAAUCAUGAACGAUCCGAGUCGCAUUCCGAUAAGGCUAGUCUCAACUGCUUUGAUGAUAGUCUCCCUCAAGUCGAUGCUGGCAAAGAGCACAAGCUUCGAACCGAUCAUAUCAUCGCACCCGCGGGAACUACCGAUCUCAAUGAUGUCAACCUCUACGGCUACAACCCUUGGGAGGCCCAGAAGGAGGCGAAGGAGCAGGACUUUGUCGAUUUGAAGACCAUGGGUUGGUUCGUGGCUGCUCUGGUAUCUAUCGCCGAGAGCAUGGGUACCGGUCUUUUGAACUUUCCUAACACGUUUUACCAACUCGGUAUGGCCGGUGGUGUCAUCGCUACCGCUGGUGCAGCGCUUCUGACUUACUUCGCCGGGUGUAUGAUGGUCGACUUUCGAAACCGUCAUCCCGGUGUUGUUUCUUACCCCGACGCUGGUGCUGUUAUGUUUGGCAAAUGGGGGCGUAUCAUCUUCGGUGCUGGUCUGGUAGUCAAGACCAUGACUGUUGCUGGUUCCCACGCUUUGCUCGUCCAGACUCCAGACCGCCUUGAACUACCUUUCAAGCCACGCUAUCUGCGGCGUCUGGUGGGCGUUGUUGAGCUGACAAUGUCGCAGAUGUCCAUCAGCCAAGAGUGGAAGAAAACCCACAUAUUGUCAGCAAUCUCCAUCAUUUGUCUCUUCAGCUCUUCAUUGAUCGUCCUUGGCGGUGUCGCCACACAACCCGCGCCAGUGCUUGUCAAGAAGGGUGUACCCAUUGUGUGGCAUGCUACUCCGAAGAACCCCACCUUGAUCAGCAUGAUUACAGCCAUCUCCAACAUCGUUUUCGCACUGGGCGGGAACUCUGCGGCUUUCACCUUUUGCGCUGAGAUGAAGAAUCCCAACGACUUCAAGAAUUUUUUGGCGUUGGUGCAAGGUGCGGGCUUUAUCAUGUACAUAACCAUCGGCGCUGGUAUCUACGCUGCUGGCGGUCAAUACGUCAGCAGUCCCGCCUUCAGCAUGACUCAGCGACCCGUGCAAAUCGCCGCCUGGUCCGUCGCCUUGGUCACCCUCAUGAUCUCCGCUUGCGUUCGUCCCCUCUCCUCACGAGCAAAGGCAUACGAGCUCAGCUCAUUUGGAUCGGAUUCGUCACCGGCAUCUGGGCUGUUGGGUUCAUUUGCCUGUCAACUUAUCCCAUUCUUCUCCCCCUUGACCACUAUUAUCGGAUCCGUUUUCACCACCUGGUUCUCCAUUGGUUUCUGCGGUGUCAUGUGGUUUUACAACCAGCACCCGUACUUUGCCAAGCUAGGAGAGGUCCGCAAGCUCGACACCCCUCUCAAGUGGUUCCUGUUCUUUGUCGCAUCGUUCUGCCUCCUCUUCGUGUCGUCAUUACCCCUCUUGGUAUUUACACAGCUGGGAUCAGUAUCAGAAACGGGGUAG